Molecule: messenger RNA, 1953 nt
Organism: Volvox carteri f. nagariensis
Lineage: Eukaryota; Viridiplantae; Chlorophyta; Chlorophyceae; Chlamydomonadales; Volvocaceae
Exons: 9
Coding region: 1-1953 (650 amino acids)
Biological process (GO): tetrahydrofolylpolyglutamate biosynthetic process
Cellular component (GO): cytosol; mitochondrion; cytoplasm
Molecular function (GO): tetrahydrofolylpolyglutamate synthase activity; ATP binding
Source: RefSeq, a predicted model, not a curated record
AUGCAUCUGCCUCGCGUCCCACGGUCAAAACACGAGGAAAAGAGCGCCGCAUGUGCGCGCAUGAUUCGAUGCACUACAUGCUCGCGCUCCUGCGGAGGCUUGCGGUGUAGCGUGCAAGAGCAUCCGCGGCACAGCGGCACUACCUGGCCCUCAAGCUCCACUUCGCCGGCUGUUAACUGGCAGCAGCCGCGGCACUUGCUGAACCAGCCGCACGCGGCCGCGGUGUCCGAAUCGCUAGAGCAAGAGUCGAGCGGAGCAGCUGGGGCGGCAGCAGCAAACCUGUUAGAUAGCCUGGUCAAUUAUGAGCGCAGCGGCAUACCGCCGGCGGCCGGCACAGCAGGCUCGUCCCGCUUCGAUUUGGGUCGCAUGCACCGUCUUCUGGCGGCGCUGGGAAAUCCCCACAUGGGUCUCAAGGCAGUACAUGUGGCAGGAAGCAAGGGCAAGGGCUCCACCGUAACCCUGCUGGCCCACAUCUUGGCAGCUGCCGGCUACCGUACCGGUGUGUACACCUCCCCUCAUCUGCUGGCGCUGGAGGAGCGCAUCGCGGUGGCACAUCCGGGUGCCGUAUCGCGCCGACCCCGUCCACUGCCGCCCGACGACCUGGCCUUCCUGAUCGACCGGCACGGGGGCGCGAUUCGGUCUACGGUGGCGGCAGAGGGCGGCGCGCUGAGCCACUUUGAGGUGCUGACGGCACUGGCGUUCAGGUACUUUGCGGACUGUUCGGUGGAUGUGGCGGUGUUGGAGACCGGCCUGGGGGGGGCCACGGACGCCACCAACGUGGUGCCUGGCGCCAACUUGCAAGCAGCCGUCAUCACGGCACUAGGUAUGGAGCAUGUGGAGGCCCUGGGGGGCAGCCUCCGCUCCAUCGCUGCUGCCAAGGCUGGCAUACUGCGCCCCGGUCGACCGCUGGUGCUGGGCCGUCAGCUGUAUGCGGAGGCGGAGGAGGUGGUGUUGACGGAGGCGGAGGCGAAGGCCUGCAGUCCCGUGGUGCGGGCGCAGAGCCUGGUUUCCGUACGAUCGCACGGCAUCGAGAUCCAGCUUGACCGAUGCGGGCAGAUCGCCCGUGAGAGGCUGUCACUGGAGCUACUGUCGGAACCUGAUUUGUACGGCACUAGCUUUGGAACCAUGACCAACCGCAGUAGCGGCGGCAGUAGCCGAUAUCUGGAGGCGACGGUUGGCCUGGUGGGUGCCCAUCAGCACGACAACGUGGCGACGGCGGUUGCGGCAGUUAGGGUGCUGCAGCGGGAAGGUGGUUGGCGGUUGGAUGAUGAGGCAGUGGUUGAGGGACUACGAGAGGCGCAGCUUCCCGGCAGGUUCCAGGUGGUCAAACUACCAGGUCCAGAGGGGCCCUAUGUUGUACUGGACGGAGCGCACACCGCGGAGAGCGCCGCCGCCCUGACAGCCAGCCUGCGCGCCGCCUUUCCAGGGCCUACAACACCGCUGCAAACUCAACCAGCCGGCUCCGGAACCGACAUUGGACCCGUGGGUCACCCCGUGGCUCUGGUCCUGGCUAUGGCGGAUGACAAGGACCACCGAGGGACGGUGACGGCGCUGCGGGCCGUGCAGCCCCGUGUGGCGGUGUUCACCUCGGUGCCCAUAGCAGGGAGCUAUCACCGGGCCGCAGCACCCGGCACGUUGGCGGGUCAUUGGCAGGCGGCGGCCAUCCUGGCGGCAUCCGCUCCAUCCCCUGCCUCCCCAUCUUCAUCGGACGUCUCCCCAACCACACCCCAGCACCGACAGUAUCGCCCCUUUCGUUGUCGCGAACUGGUACAAGCCAGUUUGGCGGCGGCGUUCGACAAGGCGCGUCAAGAGCUGCGGGGCGUGCGUGCGAGCUUGGGGUUGGCUCCAGGGGUGGGUUCCCCCGGGGUUAUCCUGGUGACUGGCUCCCUGCACGCGGUGGCUGCCGCAUACAAGAUACCGGAGCUACAGCCGCUGCUACAAAUGGGACCGUGA